Messenger RNA from Parascedosporium putredinis, 570 nucleotides. The record is from the annotation of a GenBank genome assembly. NCBI's taxonomy places the organism in Eukaryota, Fungi, Ascomycota, Sordariomycetes, Microascales, Microascaceae.
AUGCGCUCCAUCUUCGUCCUCGCCAUGGCCGCCGGCCUUGCCUCCGCCGCCAAGAUCACCGACUUCACUGUUGAUCCCACCUCCGUUGACCUGCCUGAGCGUGGUUCUUGGUGCAUGGGUGAGCGCAAUACCUGCACCGCCCUCUGCCCUGGCUCUCCCAAGGAGAACACCUGUGAUAUCAACACCCUCGAGUACUCGUGCACUUGUAACAACGGCACCGAGCCCGGCCUCAAGUACUACUCCAACUCCCUUUACUCCUUCGUCUGCCAGGAGGCCUUCAAGCAGUGCGUCGAGAAGAACGCCGGUAACCCGGUUGAGCUUCCCAAGUGCGAGGACAACAUCCAGGCCAAGUGUGGUACUCUCGACGUCACCAAGCUUCCCACUAGCACCGGCGACGCGGACGAGUCCACUCCCACCGAGACCGGCGACUCCACCACCACCGACGACUCCUCGAGCGAUUCUGGCAGCAACGACCAGUCCAACAGCAACGACGAGAGCGGCGCCUCUGCUGUCAUCAUUGGUAGCGGCGCUGCUGCUGCCGCUCUCGGCCUCUUCGCCUUCCUCAUCUAA